Molecule: messenger RNA, 1331 nt
Organism: Eupeodes corollae
Lineage: Eukaryota; Metazoa; Arthropoda; Insecta; Diptera; Syrphidae
Product: procathepsin L-like
Exons: 5
Coding region: 129-1214 (361 amino acids)
Cellular component (GO): lysosome
Molecular function (GO): cysteine-type endopeptidase activity
Source: RefSeq, a predicted model, not a curated record
AGCUAGAGCUACUGUCUAAUGAGAAUCGUCUUCUCGGGGAAACUUUUUGAGUUGAUGCUUAAUCUAUAAAAGCUUUGCAAUAUACAAAACCUAGUCUAUUUGUGUUUUGACGUGUUAAAGGAAUAAGAAUGAAAAUCUGCUUGAUAUUACUCGCUGGAUUGUCAGCUGCCUCGGCUCAAGGUUUAUUUGGUGGAUUUGGCCAGCUAGUACCAACAUUACCACCAACAGGAUUUUUUGGACAGUCAUUUUCUAAAAUUCCUUUGUUGAAUAAUGUUCAGGACUUUGGAGAAUUUGUGAAACAAUCUGGAAAGACGUAUGCAACAGCUGCUGAACAAACAUUGCGUGCAGGAAUUUUUAAGGCUAAUCAAGCCUUGAUUGAAACAAAUAACCAAGCGUUUGCUUUAGGCAAAAGUACAUUUAAAUUAGGUGCAAAUAUAUUUUCUGAUUUGUCAAAAGCUGAUAUUUUGUCCAAGCUUACUGGUUUGAAAAGGAAUUCUGUGGGAGAUCAAAAAGCUCAAGCCCAUAGACAAGAAGCUGUUGCUCCUAAAAACGCAAAAAUUCCCGAUAGUUUUGACUGGAGGGAAAAGGGAGGAGUUACUCCAGUUAAAUUCCAAGGUUUUGAUUGUAAUUCUUGCUGGUCAUUUGCUGUUACUGGAGCUGUUGAAGGUCAUCAUUUCCGCAAGACCAACUCUUUGAUUCCACUAUCCGAGCAAAAUUUGAUUGAUUGCAGUUCAGAUUUUGGUAAUACUGGUUGUUCAGGUGGAUAUCAAGAAUACGGGUUUGAGUACAUUAUCCAAAAUAAAGGUGUUGCCAAGAGCGACCCCUACCCAUACAAAAUGCAAGAUGACAAAUGUAAAUACAACAAAAAUACUAAAGGUGCUGACAUGAAAGCUUUUGCUGUAAUCGAACCUGGCAAUGAGGAAAAAAUGAAGGAAAUUAUUGCUACCCUUGGACCUUUAGCUUGUUCAAUGAAUGCUGCUACUGAGUCUUUUGUUUUAUACAAAGAAGGUAUUUACGAUGAUGAAGAAUGUAACAAAGAAGAUGUGAAUCACUCGGUUUUGGUUGUUGGAUAUGGCUCAGAAAAUGGCAAGGACUAUUGGAUUGUUAAGAAUUCAUGGACUGAUAAGUGGGGUGAGGGCGGUUAUGGUCGAAUUCCUAGAAACAAAAACAGUUUCUGUGGAAUCGCAUCAGAAUGCAGUUAUCCAAUUUUGUAAAUUUACGGUUAAUAGAUGCUACUAAAUGAAAUGCAAUCUUUUGUGUACUAAAGUUUUCAAAUGAAUAAGAAGAACUAAGAAAGUGUUAAUAAAAAAAAUUCAGAGAAAUAUCUAAAA